UUUUUUGAAAUGACGCUCGUCGAGUUUUGGGUUGUGCUUUUACACCUGUCUGUUUGGUUCUUCCCAAGCAAAGCGCUUUAUUUUCAUAUUGCAGAGACUGAAAAAAAAUGUUUUAUCGAAGAAAUACCCGAUGAGACAAUGGUGAUAGGGAAGUACAAAACACAGCUGUGGGAUAAACAGACAAGCUCUUUUCUUCCAGCUACCCCUGGUUUGGGUAUGCAUGUUGAAAUCAAAGAUCCAGACACAAAGGUUAUUCUCUCUCGUCAGUAUGGCUCUGAUGGCCGCUUCACAUUCACCUCCCACACGCCAGGAGAACAUCAAAUCUGUUUGCAUUCCAACUCCACUAAGAUGACGCUUUUUGCUGGAGGAAAACUGAGAGUGCAUCUAGACAUUCAAGUGGGAGAGCACACUAACAACUACCCGGAGAUAGCUGCCAAGGACAAGCUUACAGAACUGCAGCUAAGAGUGCGCCAGCUCCUUGACCAGGUGGAGCAGAUACAAAAAGAACAGAAUUACCAAAGGUAUCGGGAAGAGCGAUUCCGCAUGACAAGCGAGAGUACAAACCAGCGAGUUCUCUGGUGGUCUAUCGCCCAAACUGUCAUCCUUAUCAUCACUGCUAUCUGGCAGAUGCGUCACCUGAAGAGCUUUUUUGAAGCCAAGAACCCAGGCGAGAUGCUUCUGACGCUGUCUCUUGUUCAAGAGUGGGUUGACACAAGGAAUGCGACAGCUGAAACCCAUGUCUUGCAUACGUCUGUGCGUGGUGGUUCUUGAAGCACUGACUCCAGCUGCAGUCCACUCUUUGUGAAUAUCCCCCACAUUUUUGAAUGGGUUUUGUUUCACAAUCCUCUCCAGAGUGCGGUUAUCCCCAUUGCUUGUACACUUUUUUCUACCACAUCUUUUCCUUCCCUUCGCCUCUCUAUUAAUGUGCUUGGACACAGAGCUCUGUGAACAGCCAGCCUCUUUAGCAAUGACCUUUUGUGUCUUGCCCUCCUUGUACAAGGUGUCAAUGGUCGUCUUUUGGACAACUGUCAAGUCAGCAGUCUUCCCCAUGAUUGUGUAGCCUACAGAACUAGACUGAGAGACCAUUUAAAGGCCUUUGCAGGUGUUUUGAGUUAAUAAGCUGAUUAGCGUGUGGCACCAGGUGUCUUCAAUAUUGUACCUUGUCACAAUAUUCUAAUUUUCUGAGAUACUGAAUUUGGGGUUUUCAUUAGUUGUCAGUUAUAAUCAUCAACAUUAAAAGAAAUAAACAUUUGAAAUAUAUCAGUCUGUGUGUAAUGAAUGAAUAUAAUAUACUUUUUUUUUUUUUGUUCUAUUAUUGUACAGCGACCUUGAGCUUGGUGAAAGGCGCUAUAUAAGUUGAACUUAUUAUUGAGGUUGUACCAAGCGUUUCCAUUUCAAAAUUAUUGAGGCAAUUGUGGUCCUAAAAACACACAAAGCCCUGGUCUAUAAAUUGCCACAAUUUAAUUGCAGACAGUUCUUUGGGCUUCAUGGUUCGGCCCUUAAAGACUCAGGUGUUUGUCUUUUCAGACUGUGUCCAAUCAGUUGAAAUUGCAACAGGUAAUCUUUGAAAUAUAGACACAUCUUAGUGAUACUUAAAGUAAACAAGAUGCACUGAACCACAAGUGAACCAGUAGUGGGUCUGAAUACUGUUGUGAAUAAGAGAUUUUAAUUUUUGAAAGACAUUUAUGACCCUGACCAAGAUAAAGUGGCUGAUGACAUUUUUGGAAAAUUAUGUGUAGUUUGAUAGGUGAAAAUGGUAAUUAUAUUCAUUCAAAAUCAAAUCCACAGUAUCUUUAUUGUUGUUUCUGUUGUUUAAUUUCUGUAAUUAAUAUGAUCUGAUCUUUUCAAAUUUCACAUAGGUGCACCUUAAUUUUCUUGUACCAUUGUUGGUUUAAUUAAUAAGUUCAAUAAAACAAGGAAAGCCAGUGA
Messenger RNA from Trichomycterus rosablanca, 1929 nucleotides. RefSeq names its product transmembrane p24 trafficking protein 4 (gene tmed4). Gene Ontology annotation, biological process: Golgi organization; endoplasmic reticulum to Golgi vesicle-mediated transport; intracellular protein transport. NCBI's taxonomy places the organism in Eukaryota, Metazoa, Chordata, Actinopteri, Siluriformes, Trichomycteridae. Gene Ontology annotation, cellular component: endoplasmic reticulum; Golgi apparatus; endoplasmic reticulum-Golgi intermediate compartment. The record is from RefSeq and is a predicted model, not a curated record. The coding region runs from base 10 to 771 and encodes 253 amino acids. The transcript is spliced from 6 exons.